UUUGCAGCAAGGCGGAAAAGUACGCGCAAAGAUGCCGGCGGUUGGCAAAAUUUUUGCCAGGGCCCGGCGUUGUGUGCGUUUCGGCGCGUAUUCUAUCUUUGCGCCCGGGGCCCGCGCGUCGGCAGCCUUCAGGGAGUUGGAAGAGCGCAAGGACUUGGGGGGCCGAAUUGGGCCCGAUUCGGCCGGGCGGGCGCGUGCCGCCCGGCCGGGCGCAUAUUGCUGUGGCGCAUAGAUAGGAGGGGGGCAAGCCUCUCGCGGGUGGCCGUGCGUUGCUUCGUUCUUUUGCUGGUACGCAGACGCCGCCGCCAUUACCCGACGCCGGCCGGCCCCAUGCAUUGAGCAACCUUGUGACGCCCGCCCUGCUUGGUGGUUUCCCCAAUAUGGCGGCGCGGCCGCAGAAAAUCGCGGAGGCCGCCCGCGAAUUCCGCAGCCCCGACAGCGUAUCGCCCUAGGUGCCCCAAUUGGGGCAAGAAGAGAAGAAAGGGGGCAAAAGGUUGAAGGAGAAGGGGCCCAGCGUGCGCCGGGUCAGCAUGCACGCCUGCCAGCAACCGCCCCCCCGGCCCGGCUGGGCAGGGCUCGGGCUACGCAUUCCAGCGGGGGCCCACCGCGGCGCGCGGGCGGCCGUGCGCCGAGAAGCACCAGACGGGUCUACGAAUCAACCCAACCGAAGCGGGGCCGCACAACUCGGAGCGCCCGCGUCCGACCCGCGCCGAUGGAUGGCGCUACUUACUGCCUGGGCGAAAAUACGGCCCCGGGGGAAUGUUCCAAGAUUCCCGGCCCGCGGCCCGGGGCAGUGUGGGCCGCUCGCCGUUGCAUUUUCCUGAGAGAGGCCGCAGGCCGAGCCCCCGCCCGCGCGCCCGCCAGGGUGCCGGCGCCGGUUUGUCUGGGCGGCGCCUCCCAGGGUUUGGCGCAAGAUGUUGCUUUCCGAAAACAACAACCCGCCCAGGGUUGCAUCAAAGCGAAAACUUCGCUGUGAUGCAACACGGCCGCGGCACCCGACAGGCGCCCUCGUGCCAGUCUGGCGCGAACGGAUCGACUUCUUUGCCCCGACCUGGCGCGGAAGUGGCCGCCAUUACCUCCGUGUGCGAACGCUGGGCCGCAUGUGCGCCCGCGGCUUUCAUUUUCUUACAGAAAUUGAGAUGCCUCCGCGCCCGAGCGAAGUUGGCUUGUGGCAACAUUAUUGGAC
Amoebophrya sp. A120 is the source of this 1186-nucleotide messenger RNA. The record is from the annotation of a GenBank genome assembly. Lineage: Eukaryota; Dinophyceae; Syndiniales; Amoebophryaceae.